CACGUACAGCGACCAGCACAGACAGUGGCAUUAAACAUGGAGAGACACGUCAAAGACAGUCCCAGUGAAGGCCAGAGCCCUGUGACCGACCCUGGACAUCCAGUGAAAUGUUCUCCAGUUGUGAUUGAUGAUGUUUCCCUGAAUGGUCCCACUCUGAACGUACUCGCAGCAGAAGAAUUUAUUCACCAGUCCAUGGACAUCAUCAUAGAAGAUGCAGUGAAAAAAGCAUCUGAUGUCAGAGAAAAGGUUUGUGAGUGGCACUCCCCCGAGCAGCUGAAGGAGCUGCUGGACCUUGAGCUGAGAGACGGAGGAGAGUCUGACUCCAAGAUUCUGCAGCGCUGCAAAGACACCAUCAGAUACAGUGUCAAGACCACCCAUCCUCGUUUCUUCAACCAGCUGUAUGCUGGGAUGGAGCCUUACUCGAUGGUGGCAAGCUUCAUUGCUGAAGCCCUCAAACCCAGUCUAUACACAUAUGAGGUGGCUCCAGUCUUCACCCUGAUGGAGGAUGCUGUGCUGAGGAAGAUGAUGAAGUUAAUCGGCUGGGAGGAAGGAGGAGAGGGAAUUUUCAAUGCAGGUGGCUCUAUGUCCAACAUGUACGCCGUGAACUUAGCGAGAUACAAUCACUGUCCUGACAUUAAAGAGCUCGGCCUCUCUGCUGCACCACGACUGGUCAUGUUCACUUCACAGGAGUGUCAUUACUCCAUUGCCAAAGCAGCAGCUUUACUGGGAAUUGGAACAAAGAACGUCUAUGUGGUGCCAUCUGAUAACAGAGGAAAGAUGAUUCCUUCUGCUCUGGAGGACAAAAUAAAGAUGGCUAAAAGUGAGGGUGCAGCUCCUUUCAUGGUAAACGCCACAGCGGGGACCACAGUGCUUGGAGCUUUUGAUCCCAUCGAGGAAAUUGCAGACAUCUGUGAGAAGCACAACCUGUGGCUGCAUGUGGACGCAUGUUGGGGAGGAGCAGCUCUCAUGUCUAAAAAGCACAGGCACUUGUUGAAGGGCAUCCACAGAGCUGACUCUGUGGCCUGGAACCCUCAUAAGAUGCUGAUGGCAUGUCUGCAAUGUUCUGCUUUCCUGGUCAGAGACAAAACAAGUCUCCUCCAGCGCUGCCACUCAAACCGGGCCUCCUACCUGUUCCAGCAGGAUAAGUUCUAUGACAUCAGUUAUGACACGGGGGACAAGUCGCUCCAGUGCAGCAGGAAGCCGGAUGCCUUCAAGUUCUGGCUCAUGUGGAAGGCUUUGGGAACUAGUCAGCUGGAGCAGAGGGUGGACAGAGCGCUCGCCAUGGCCAGGUAUCUUGCACAAGAGAUCAAGAAAAGAAAAGGAUUCCGUUUGUUGAUGGAACCCGAAUAUGCAAAUGUUUGCUUCUGGUACAUUCCACCAAGUCUGAGGAACCUUCCAGAUGGCCCUGAGCUCUACCAGAAGCUCCACACUGUGGCCCCAGUGGUUAAAGAACGCAUGAUGAAAACAGGCAGCAUGAUGGUGGGGUAUCAGCCCCAUGGAGACAAAGCCAACUUCUUCAGAAUGAUCAUCAUCAGCCCUCAGGUCAGCAGGCAGGACAUGGACUUUGUCCUGGAUGAGAUACACAAUCUGGGGAAGGACUUGUGAUGAAUGACCAGUGUCUCUCACCAACUUUACUCAUCUGUCAGGGACAGACUUGUGGGCAGCCAGAGUAUUUGUCAUGCAUUCUUUCUUGUCUGCUUAUUCAGCAGUUUUUGGGAAAAAGGGCCUCACACUGGCAUCAGCUGGGAUUUACAGCUUGUACUUAAUGUUCUCUCACUUCCUUUCUCGUAAUCACCUCUCAACUGAAAUCUACUUUAAAAAUGUCACACAGUUUUCACACAAUUUAUUGAAGACAAGACAAUGUUUGCCUGUGGUUUUGUUGUAACACAGACACUAUGGUUUAAAAUACUUUUCGAUUAUUUGAUCUGUGUAGAUGCAGAAAGGUGUGAAAGUAAAUUUUGUGUGUAUUCAUUUCUACAUUUUAGUCAUGAAUCAUGUAUCGAGCAGACUGUCUUGUGCAACUAUUUUCUGUGAUUUUCACCUUUUGUUAUUUGAAGAAAACGUUUCACUGUGAAUAGUCUUUUAUAUGUCGGAUAUAAAUAAAAACAAACAACCUAACAAAAAAAA
Stegastes partitus (bicolor damselfish) is the source of this 2127-nucleotide messenger RNA. RefSeq names its product glutamate decarboxylase-like protein 1. NCBI's taxonomy places the organism in Eukaryota, Metazoa, Chordata, Actinopteri, Pomacentridae. The coding region runs from base 37 to 1605 and encodes 522 amino acids. Gene Ontology annotation, biological process: carboxylic acid metabolic process. The transcript has 15 exons. The record is from RefSeq and is a predicted model, not a curated record. Gene Ontology annotation, molecular function: pyridoxal phosphate binding; carboxy-lyase activity. Gene Ontology annotation, cellular component: cytoplasm.